Molecule: messenger RNA, 1408 nt
Organism: Paraphaeosphaeria sporulosa
Lineage: Eukaryota; Fungi; Ascomycota; Dothideomycetes; Pleosporales; Didymosphaeriaceae
Product: ribose 5-phosphate isomerase
Exons: 2
Coding region: 327-1169 (280 amino acids)
Biological process (GO): pentose-phosphate shunt, non-oxidative branch; D-ribose metabolic process
Cellular component (GO): intracellular membrane-bounded organelle
Molecular function (GO): ribose-5-phosphate isomerase activity
Source: RefSeq, a predicted model, not a curated record
CCGCAGCCCAAGCCAGAAUAUUUCUCGACGUUGGAUGCCCAUCUGCGACUUCGGCCUUGUUGCCAGGAGCCUCGAGAUAGCACUUUCGGACUCGGUUCAUGAGCUCCUCUCCCCCGCCCCUCCGCCUUUUGUCCCGCAUCACUCAGCAAGCUCCACGCAUCCGUCAUCAGAAACACCAAUUGCGGGCCCAUACCACCCCAUUGACUGCUUGUACAUUGUCAGCACCUUCCACCGGUACAAGAGCACCUUGCAGCAGUUUCUCCGCGCCCUUCCCCAGCAGUCAUCGCUCUCCACACCCCGCACGACUCUUCUCCAGUUCGCCCACCAUGUCCGACGCAGCUGUCGAGUCCGCCAAACGCGCCGCCGCGCAGCAGGCCGUAAAGGACCACUUCGACCCUACCGCGACCAACGUUGGCAUUGGCUCUGGCACCACCAUCGUCUACGUCGUCGAGGCCAUAAAACAAGUUUCCACGAACCCUGCCAUCCGCUUCAUCCCCACGGGAUACCAAUCACGCCAGGUCAUCGUGCAAGCGGGCCUGACGCCCGUAGCCUUCGACUCUCUUCCCGAAGACACAAUGUUCGACGUGGCCUUUGACGGCGCAGACGAAGUCGAUGCGGAGCUGAACUGCAUAAAGGGUGGCGGCGCGUGCUUGUUCCAGGAGAAGCUGGUUGCAGAGCGCGCAAAGAAGUUUGUCUGUGUUGCGGACUACCGCAAAAAGCAGGACCGCCUCCUCACGGUCUGGCCCACGAUACCCAUCGAAGUCGCUCCCAUCGCCGUCCCCACCGUCCUCAAGGGCCUGCGCACCCUCGGCUCCAACAACCCCAAGCUACGCACCACCUUGCUCGAGAAGUCCGGGCCCUUGAAAACAGACCAAGACUUCUUCAUCGUAGACGCGCCAUUCAAGACGCUGCUCUGCGAGUCGGACGUGAAAGCAGGCAAGGGCAAGGGCGACGGCAGCGACGGCACGUGGGAGGUCAACAAGCUGAGCGAGGCCGUCAAGGCGCUCACGGGUGUGCUGGAGGUCGGCAUAUUCUCCGGGCUGAACGGCCCAGAUGCCGAGAAGAUACGGUCGACAGACGGCGUCAGGACCGUCACCAGCGGGCAGAAGCCUGUGGCGGUAUACUUUGGGAUGCAGGACGGUACCGUGGAGGUUCGGACGGCGAAGUAGAGCUACCGCCUCCGGUUGCGGGGUGCAUGGGUUCACUAAUCUAGAUGUCGCGCUUAGGUACCGACCCGACUUGUUCGGGCGUGUUAUUAGACGCAUGUGAGAUCUUAUGCCAAUUUAUAUCUUCGGCGAGCUCUUAUCGUUUGUUUGAAGCUCGUAUCCAGAAUCCCGAGAGAAUUAUGGGCAGGCGGAGUGAUUGAAAAAGUAGGAGCUCAUGGGAAUGCGGAAGCAGUACACUGGCA